Messenger RNA from Aedes albopictus (Asian tiger mosquito), 6135 nucleotides. RefSeq names its product venom serine protease. Bases 4539 to 5591 code for a protein of 350 amino acids. The transcript is spliced from 5 exons. The record is from RefSeq and is a predicted model, not a curated record. Gene Ontology annotation, biological process: proteolysis. Lineage: Eukaryota; Metazoa; Arthropoda; Insecta; Diptera; Culicidae. Gene Ontology annotation, molecular function: serine-type endopeptidase activity.
AAUAUACUGUAAGUCUUGAAUAAAAACUAAGUUGCUUGACAGUGUACAUCAAAUGGCUGCAAUAUUAUCGCACGAUUAAAAAAAAAUAGAAAUUAGUUUGAUCAAAACAGUUUGUAUGAAUGAAGCAAUAAACAUUCAGGUUUAAUUCACUUACUGGAAAAUCUAUGGAUAUUUUCUAAUAAUAUUUAGGGUGCCUGUACCAGUUAUCGCACUAUCUAACAAAAACUAUUUCUACAAAAAUAAGAAGCAGACCGUCGAAUGUCAUCGAUAUGUCAAAACUAAUCAAUUUCAUACCUUACAGGAAAAAUAUAGAAAUGCACCCAAACUACUUUUAGUAUUUAUUACGGCGUGUGCCAAUGAUAGGAACCCUCUGUACCAGUUAUGGAUACAUUUAUUAAUUUGUGUUCCACUUCGCACUAUUUACAUGCAUUUCUAAUGGGAUUAGCCAUAAAUGGUACACUAUAGCGAAAUAGGGCGCAAAGAAGCUGAAAAAUUAAGGAAAAUGCUUUAUUUUUAUCAUAAUUUGAGCAAAUUGUGUAGUUUGAAUGAUUGCAACCAUUGCAACCCCCUGAUGAGAGAAGAGACCUGAGAGAUGAGAGUCGAUAGAUGAUGAUUGUGAGUAUGAUCAGCGAUGAUAAAUGACGAUGAUAAUGAUGAAUGAUGAGAUAUGGUAUGUGAGAGGUGAGAGAUGAGAGGUGAGGGAUGAGAGUUGAUAGAUGAGAGAGGAGAGAUAUGAGUUCAGAGAUGAUGAUGAUGAGAGAUGAGAGUUAGGAAGUGUGAGAUGAGAAAUGAGAGUUGAUAAUGGAAGAUGAUGAUGAUGAUGAUGAUGAUGAUGAUAGUUAUGAGAUAAGAGAUGAUGAUGAGAGCUAAGAGAUUGGCAUUACUGUGGUAAAGGUUAUAAAAAGAUGAGGCUUUCCACGAAGCAGCACGAAAAAAUCCAUUUUUUUAAUUUUGCAUUUUUGAUUUGCAUAAAAUUUUGCACAGCUGUUCUAAUCAAUAUAAAUAACUAUUUUUUCAUAUUAAAACUUUUUAUUGAGUCUCGACUAACUUUCAAAUAGGGCCUAUGAAAAAAUGGAACACAUGCAAAUGAAAAAUCAUAUCUCUGAAACUGCUUGUUUGAUCGGAAAACUGUCUUCGGCAUAGUUGUAGAUUAAUAAAUGGUGGCUCUCAGAAAAAUACACAUUGAAAAAUUUAUUUAGUUUUUCUUCUAAAAAAACUGAAUUUUGUUACUAAAAAUUAAAUAUCUCAAAAAGUUAUGUUUUACCUUCGUGAUAUUUUGUGAGAAUAAAGUUCAUUCUGUUAGCUACCAUCUGUAGAAAUUUCAUAAUGGUAAAAAAAUGUACAAAAAAGUUAUGGCACUUUGAACAUUUUCGGUUGUGUGUUUUUUAGAGUGCAUGACGAAUUCACGCAAACUCGCCGUAGGGGUUUGGCAAAACUGUCUCAGAAUCCGAUGGAAUUUCUUAGCUUUAAAGACGUAUUUUAAAGCAAGAUUGCAUACGUUGUAUUUUUUUAUUUACCUAGACUAAUAUUUGAAAAGGUCUAAAGUAUUUGACCGUUUUUUACUCAAUAUAACUUAAAAAUGACAUUACCUACAAAAAAGUUAUGUAUGGGUGACUUUUAGAUAAUCAUGUGAACUUUCAUAACAUUGAAAAAUGUCAAUACGCUUUAAAAGUAAAAAAAAUGCAAAUAAGAAAAAUUAUUUCAAUUUGCAAAACAUGACAUUUUUGUAAUUAUUGAAAAUUUUGCCAUAUAUCGCAAGAUGCGCACUUUUGAAGAAAAGCAUUUCUGAGGUACCGUGAUUUCGGGUGAAACUGAUCAGUGGGGUGAAAUUGAUCGACGUGAGGGUCAUGUUCAUUUGUUAAAAAUAUUGAUUUACACUUAAAACAAUUAGUAGAAAAUGACCAUCAUCCGGCUAAAGGAUUAUUGAAUGAUGAGUUACAUGUUUUACAGUCAAUUAGUCACAUAUUUCUGUAUUUAAUUCAAUAUUUUCCGUAAUUGCGUGUUUGGCGAACCUCAAAUACCCUUUCAAACUUUUGUUACCGUGGCUGUAUCGCACAUGUAAUGAAUAUUCGAAUGGAUGCUUUUAGCUGCCAAGUAUUUGCUAAACACGAUUUCAUAAUCAAAAAUUGUAUAAAUAUUCAAAUUUAUACAUAAAAUUGCACUUUUCGGAAGUAAUCACUUUUUCAGUAUGAAAAGUGCAUACUUUAAGGCGUUUUCAUGAAAUUUAUUAAAUUUAAAACUUGAAUAAUUAAAAAUUGAGAAAACUCGUUAAACUUUUGCGCAGCAUUUCGCAUUCUGGGGUUGUUAAUUCAGGUGGAAAACAUAUUUUUGGCACAUGCAAAGGUAUUUAAUUUACUGAUCAAUUUCAUCCCGAAAGCAAAAUCAUUGAUUUUUUAUUUUAAAUGAUAUUUACCUAUUGCAAUAAAAUGAUUUGUAGUAAAAGUUUCAAUCUCGUUGACUGAUGAGAAUCGUGGUCGUACUUGUUUAUUGCUUUGAGUUUGACUUUCUUUGGGUGAUCGACUGUACGUUGGAUGAUAUCUUUAAUUGGCAAUUCAGUCUAAUUUGGUCAAUCAAAAAGAACUAUAUGUUUUCUUAACCCGACGUUUCGGUCCUUAUUGGACCUUUUUCAAGGAUUCUGUAAUGUUUGAGUUUGACCAUAUCGCUGCAUUCGAAAUCACGGUAGCAUUAGUAGAACAUUUUUGACAGCUCCCCCCCUCUCAAAGUAUAUUCUCCUAUACCUAAUAGAAGGCUCCUAGCAAUAUCAUAAACUUCCUCUAAAAUGCUACGUUAAUGGACGGUUCCUAACAACAAAUACUUCAUGUCAUCAUUUUGCGUGUUUCUCUUCGGUAGAAAACAAAAGAUUUUAUCCAGGGCGUUUAUUACAGAUAUUAAAUUAAGCAUAGCUCCAUAUGUUUAAAUCACAAGUCUAUCUAAUGCAAAGUAUUUAUUUUAUUCUCUUAUGAAUAAGAAAACUUUUAAGUUAAAAUUCGACUUCUGGUUGAUGUUCUGAAUUUCUGUGUAACAAAUCUGGUGUUCUGGUUCAAAAGAGAAUCCUAAAUUAUAUUCUUUGUAUUGGAUAGAUUUAUAAUUGAAACAUGUAAAGCAAUGUUCAAUAUCAAUAUGUGAAAAUCCACGUAUAAAAAUACCCAAAAAUUGGUUUGACUCAAAAAAAAAAACAUUUUGUGUUGGGUUAGAUUUAGAUAAUAGCAAUUUAAUUACUUUGAUCCAUUUUGAAUUCUAUUCUUAUUGGUUGGUGUGGGUUUUGGUUCUCCGAAAUAGGAUUAAUUUAAUUUCGCAAAUGGGCAUGUAUUCCAAAUUGACUUCAAUUUAUUUUUUAACUUUUUUUAGCGUGAUCGUUUUUUCAAUAUUUCAAUUUAUUACUUGAAAGUUUACACAAAUUCCAUAAAGUCACACAUACCACUCUUUUUUGCAGGUCAUGUUAUUUUUAAGUUAUAUUGGUAUAAAUAAAAUAGUCAAAAACUUAAGCCCUUUUCAAAUAUUAGUGUAGAUAAAUUUAAAAAAACAACAAAGUAUGCAACGUUGCUUUAAAGUACAUAGUCUUCAUACCUACACAAUUCCAUUGAAAUCUGAGAGGGUGCUGCCAACCCCAAAAUCUAGUUUGCGGGAAAUUCGUCAUGCACUCUAAAAAAACACGCAACCAAAAAUGUUCAAAGUGCCGUAACUUUUUUGUACAUUUUUUUACCACUAUAAAAAUUUUACAGAUGAUAGCUAACAGAAUGAACUUUAUUCUCACAAAAAAACACGAAGGUAAAAAAAUAACUUUUUGAGAUAUUUAAUUUUUAGUAACAAAAUUCAGUUUUUUCAGAAGAAAAACUAAAUAAAUUUUUCAAUGUGUAUUUUUCUGAGAGCCGCCAUAUAUUAUUCUACAACUUUGCUGAAGACACCUUUCCAAUCGAACAAGCCGUUUCCGUGUUAUAAUUUUUUAUUUGCUUGUGUUCCAUUUUUUCAUAGGCCCUAUUUGAAAGUUAGUCGAGACAAAAUAUGAACUUUUGAUAUGAAAAAAUGGUUUCUCACAUGAAAAGGAAUAGUAUACAAAAAUAUUAAGUAAAUUAAAAACAUCGAUUAAAAUGGAUUCGUGCUGGUCCGUGGAAUGCCUCAGAUGUGAAAAUGUAAUCAAAGUAAUAAAGAAAGUUGUUGGAAAUGAGGAUGAUUUUUAUGGUGAUGAUUUAUAAAAUCGUUUUUGGAAUGAAAUUGCCUAAGUUGUGCUUCAAUAAAGUGAAACGUAAACGGAGUGAACAGUGUCGAUGAAAAGAAUUGAACUUUUAAUUAAUGAAAGAGUAGGACAGGAGGAGAAUGUAAGGAUUAAGAGGGAUACUGAGAAAAAAACAGGGCAUAUAACAUUAGCAGUGGCGAUGUACUACCGGAUAAACAAAGGUUUUUUUUUGUUUUUAUUUCUGUGUAUUUUAACUAAUUCUACAUUUCAAAGAACAAACAAAGAAAUAAAACAAACGAUCAAGAUACAAACAUCUUCAGUCUUGUAACAUAAAUUGAACGAGAGAGUUGUGUAGUUCCCGGUUAUGCUGUACUCAGAACAAAUUCGGAGGAAUCUGCUGCUCCAAGUGUACCAGUCGCUUCAUCCGGACACUACACGUCCCAGGGAGGAUGCAGGCAAAUAUAGCACAUACUGCAAACUAGACACUUUCUACAUCUCGCUAACUGGUCGGGAGGACCUUCAGGAUGCCUAUACCUACUGCGGAGCGGGCGUUAUCCGGGAGAAAUCCGUUGGCAACAGUCUCUAUAUGAGAAUCAAAGCUGCACCGACUAGCCGUGGAGGUCGCUUUUUCUGCACGAUGUCAAUCAUCCCUGAAGCGUGUUCCUGUGGCAAGAAGAAAAUGAAUCGCAUCGUAAAUGGAGUCCAGACAAAGGUCAACGAGUUUCCCAUGAUGGCUGCCAUGGUCGACAUCAAAUCACGAACCGUAGUGUGUGGCGCUACCAUCAUUUCCAACUAUUACGCCCUGUCGGCGGCACACUGCUUGCUGCUGAGAACGGUAGAUGACACCGCUUUGUUGGUGGGCGAUCACAAUCUAACCACAGGGUCCGAUACCGGUUACGCCCAAGCGUACGUCAUAGCUCAAUUUUUGUCCCAUCCCGGAUUUACCACGCAGCCGGUAUCGAAUGACAUUGCGCUGAUCCGGACCUAUCAGCCGAUGCAGUUCAAUGAAGGUGUCGGCCCGGUUUGUCUGCCGUGGAAAUAUCGCGGCGAAAGCUUUGUCGGUGCCACCGUGGAGGCCUGCGGCUGGGGUGAUUUGGACUUUGGCGGACCGAAGUCGGACGUUCUCAACAAGGUGGCCCUUACCGUUAUCAGCAAUCAGGAGUGUUCCACACGGUUGAACUCGACCAUUACGCGCCAGAAGAUGUGCACCUAUACACCCUCGAAGGACACAUGCCAGUCCGAUUCCGGUGGACCGUUAUUCUACACCGAGGCCCGCAGCGGUUUAGUCUACGAGGUUGGCAUUGUGAGCUAUGGGUUCGCCUGUGCAACGACAAAUCCCAGUGUUAACACCAGAGUGACUGAUUUUUUGGACUGGAUUACGGCCAACACACCGUACACGUUCUACUGUUUCCAGUAGGGCGCGAAAUGAAGUGAAAAUGGUUGCGUGCUGUAGAGCUGGAACCGAGAGAAAGGAAGCCCGCGCGAAAAAAGGUCAACCGUGGAUGAUUUCGGGUCAUAUUUUUUUCCGUAGCAGUAGUCCGAGGAUUACCACGUGAGCCGGGUGCCGAGCGAGAUUGGAUGAAUUAUGAACGAACAAAGUAGAAAUAAAAUAUUGGCUUUUAAAUCUAUGUGCUUUGUCAAAUCUGCCCAGCGAUGGGGAGAUGUGAUUUGCGUAUUUAUAUUUAUUGGGUGCAAACGUAAGUAGCAGGGAAUGAAAUUAUCAGCAAAUUGAGACAAAAAUUGGCGUUUUCCGAGCAACCGAACAAUUCAACGAUUCUUUUUCCAGCGAGAAAUGUUUAUCGUUCGCUGCUGUUGCCAAACUGAAACUACACAGUGUCUUAGUUAUUUUAUUGAUGGAGAACCCGAUAUUACAGCAUAAAUAAAAAGAAAACAUUGAAAAUUCCCGAGUUGUACUUUGCAAGAGGUACGCCACUAGGGUACAGUGAUGUUCUACAUCUUAA